AAAGGAAGGCGAGCUCAACAUCGUCUUCGGAGACAGAAACUACCGAGAGUGACACUUCUACCUCUGAGUCUGAGGCUCAAGAAGACUCGGAGGAUUCGGGAAUUAAACACCCCGGCAAAAAGGGGAAAAAAAUGGACUCAAGAAAAAGAAAGCAGAGGGAAGAGGAGUCGGAUUCUGAUUCAGAAUCUGAAUCUGAACCAAGUGACGAGAGCGAAGAAUCAUUGCCUGCGGAGAAGGAGAAGAAAAAGAAAGAAACAAAAACAACUCCAAAAGAAACACCACAAAAAAAGAAAAAAGUAGUUGUGGAGGAUUCACCUCCUGAAGAAGAUCAAUACUUUGACGGUGAGACAUAUGAAAUAUCGAGUGACGAACUCGAUGAAUGGCUAGGGGAAAACGUUCGUAAAUCUGCUGCAGAGGGGGACAACCAGCCUGACCUGGGAUCGACAGAAGAUCGCUAUGUGUCCUCUGAAACACUACCGGCUGUCAACUUGGGAAGUGAUGAUACUUCCUCUCAAAGACGCACAGAACAGAGUAGUGUAACCCUGUCGUCUCAGAGCAUGUUGACUCCGGACGAUUCGAAUAUGAUGGUUGUUAGGGAACAAACGCCGUCGGAAGCGCUUGCAAUAGUCCCGAUCCAAUUUUUUGUGCCGCCAUCCCAGCAAACAACCACUGACGCAGAUUCCGAACCAACCCCUAUGCUACAGAUUGAAGGGGCUAGAGAAACCACUCCUGAAACCCCCAAACAACAUCAAGAAACAACACCCAAGCUUCCCCCAGCUCCAACAAAAAUUCAUCCAGACGCCGAGGACGCUGCUGCCCUGUUGAUGAUGGCACGGACAGCAAGCUAUGUUCCUAAAACAGAUCUGCCGAUGCCAUCAUUCAGCCUCGGGUUGACAGAUUCAAGCCAGGAGGGAGCGUCGACGCAGGAGACAAAAAGGGAAAAAUCUCCAGAAACUGCAACUAUACUGGAACAAUUGGACAGUUUGGUCCAAAAGUUAGCAAAGGGAAAAGACGAAAGUCCGCAAAUUCGGAGGGAGACUGGGGGAGAAAGUUCUGCUAAGUUUGAAACACCGGGGGGAACAAAUCAAAUUCCGGAUGAUAUGAAAGAAAAGUGCUACAUCUGA
This is a messenger RNA of Arachis stenosperma, 1124 nucleotides long. RefSeq lists its product as uncharacterized. Lineage: Eukaryota; Viridiplantae; Streptophyta; Magnoliopsida; Fabales; Fabaceae. The coding region runs from base 132 to 1124 and encodes 330 amino acids. The record is from RefSeq and is a predicted model, not a curated record. The transcript has 11 exons.